Molecule: messenger RNA, 2907 nt
Organism: Carassius gibelio (silver crucian carp)
Lineage: Eukaryota; Metazoa; Chordata; Actinopteri; Cypriniformes; Cyprinidae
Gene: pou3f2b
Product: POU class 3 homeobox 2b
Exons: 1
Coding region: 16-1152 (378 amino acids)
Biological process (GO): brain development; regulation of transcription by RNA polymerase II
Cellular component (GO): nucleus
Molecular function (GO): RNA polymerase II cis-regulatory region sequence-specific DNA binding; DNA-binding transcription factor activity, RNA polymerase II-specific
Source: RefSeq, a predicted model, not a curated record
CCGGCUCCGAGAGUCAUGGCGACUACAGCAUCCAAUCAUUACAAUAUCCUCACCUCCAGCCCAUCUAUUGUACACUCGGAGCCUGGGAGCAUGCAGCAAGCCACGGCUUACAGGGACGCGCAAACCCUGUUGCAGAGUGACUACUCGCUGCAGAGCAACAGUCACCCGCUCAGCCACGCGCACCAGUGGAUAACAGCCUUGUCACACGGAGAAGGAGUUCCGUGGUCGUCCAGUCCCCUCGGCGAGCAGGACAUCAAGCCAGCGGUGCAGAGCCCCCGGGACGAGAUGCACAAUUCCAGCAAUUUACAGCAUCAGUCGCGGCCACCCCAUCUGGUACAUCAGACACUCGGGAACCAUCACGAUUCAAGGGCAUGGAGAACAACGACGGCAGCUCACAUCCCCAGCAUGGCCACCUCGAACGGACAGAGCCUUAUUUAUUCGCAGCCCAGUUUUAGCUUGAACGGUCUCAUCCCGGGUAGCGGCCAGGGCAUCCACCACCACAGCAUGCGCGACGCGCACGAGGACCACCACAGCCCGCAUCUCAGCGACCACGGCCAUCCACCGUCCCAGCACCAACACCAGUCGCACCAGAAUCACCACGACCACUCGGACGAGGACACGCCGACCUCGGACGACUUGGAGCAGUUUGCGAAACAGUUCAAGCAGCGGAGGAUCAAGCUGGGCUUCACGCAGGCGGACGUCGGACUAGCUUUGGGAACGCUCUAUGGAAAUGUGUUUUCGCAGACCACGAUAUGCAGGUUUGAGGCCCUGCAACUCAGCUUCAAAAACAUGUGCAAGCUCAAGCCUUUGUUGAACAAGUGGUUGGAGGAGGCAGACUCCACAUCUGGCAGCCCCACGAGCUUGGACAAGAUUGCUGCGCAGGGCAGGAAACGGAAAAAGAGGACUUCCAUCGAGGUAAGCGUCAAAGGGGCUUUGGAGAGCCAUUUCCUUAAGUGCCCAAAGCCAGCCGCCUCGGAAAUUACUUCGCUGGCAGACAGUUUGCAAUUGGAAAAAGAGGUAGUGAGGGUUUGGUUUUGUAACAGAAGACAGAAAGAGAAACGGAUGACUCCUCCCGGCGGACCUCUACCGGGUACCGAGGACGUAUACGGAGACACGCCGCCGCAUCACGGGGUUCAGACGCCAGUUCAGUGAGAAAAGACAAAAACAAUACAAAAUCAAGGACAUAUCUUAUCAUAUUGACUGCCUCAGUCUUCAUUUAUAAUUAUGUUCACAUUGGAGCCAUCCAAAGUGAAAGCAGCAGCGGUUUAGACUACUGAGGCGGGAGAGCAGAUUUUAUCCGUCUUCAAUGUUACUCAAAAUCCGUAUUGCUGCAACAGAGGGGACCGUGCGUUCCCCGCGCGAGCAAAGAGAACGGUUGUUCUGUGAAUACCCAGCACUGUGAAAAGACGCAGUUUUAAGGUGUAACCCUACUAUUUAUCAAACACUUUGAGACGAGCGAAAAUGUCCAACUCAAACGCGAGCAUGGGUGUCCCAUAGCCAGUUGUUUACAUCUAGACCCAUUCACUGCAUUCUUAUUUUGUGAGAUUAGACUGAAAAGUGACUAGUGCUGCAGCAUUUGACAAGUACACGCCAUUUUUACUUUUGUUGUGGGCGACUGAGGGUGAACAUCGAUUCGACUGAAAAAACAACAACAACAUCAGUGUGACAUGCAUCCACACAGUAUUCUCCCAUUUUCUUGGGAUCUAAAGGCAUUUAAAAUUAUUAUUAUUAUUGGUAUUUAAAUACAGCAUGGUUAUGUUUCAGUUCUAGAGACACAGUGAGAUGCAAGGUCACACUAAACAGAUGUUGUAGUCUUGGCGCCAAGAAAUUAGUCUCACCCAAUUGAUUUUGGCCACUUGCUUUUGUUUUAUCAAUACGUAUUGGUCUAAAUUGAAAAGAAAUAAAAAGAAACUUUCAGCAUUGAGCUGCAGACACGUCACCGAAGGGCUAGCGAUAGAGACCUGGCAUUUCCUUCGAUCUAGUCAUAUUACCAUAAAAUACAAUUGUUUCACAGGACUCCACACAGUGCUGUAAAUAUUGUAUAAUUUUCAAAGAACAUAGCUACGUUAUUCUCUCACAUGAGCACUUUUUCGUAUUAUUUAGAUUUUGGAAAAUAUUUUAGAGGUUUUGUUUAUUUUAUGUUUGUCUAAUUUGUUUAACAUUAGAGUCUCGGUAUAUUUUGCCUUUAUAUUUAUAGUCAGCCGAAUAUUGCGUGCUAUCUCCUUCUGAAGUCAGUUGCUUUUUAACCCACAUUCAGCUGCUUUUUUUUUUUUUUUUUUUAUAAAUUUUGAGCUGACUUUACUAUAUGGUUAUGUAUAGUAAACAGUGUUAGCACUAUUUUCUACCCAACGAAUUCAAUAUUAUAUAUCUCAACAUUUGAACGUCUUUUUAAAUUAUUUUGAAAUAGAGAUUAUUUACACAGUAUCGUGGUGAAUGAGAAAAGCAAGUGAUAUGACCUGCAGUGUUCAUUUCAUUUAAAGUCAAACGAUACUUCAUUGUUUCAUAUGACAGCGUUUUUGUGUAUUUUGUAUUUCCAUCAUUUAUCAGGCAUAUAAAUUAAAAACACGAGCACUAUUAUUAUUAUUAUUAAGCUAUUAUUAUUAAAUAUUCUCCACGUUCACUCAACAUCAGAGCUAUACAGUAAAAUGAUAUUUGGACUUUGGAUGUAACUGGGUUUGUUCUUUUUUUUUUUUUUAUGCUUUAUAGUUCCUAAUUUAGUUUGUUCCGGUUCGCAUUUAUAGGGACACGAAGCAGUGUUGAUUUACUGAAAAUGUAAACACUGGAAGAUUGGAAAAAUGGGAAGAUUUCUCCCAUGGGCUUGCUAUACGUCACUAUGUGUAAAUACAAUACAACAAUCAGAAAUUAUUAUUAUUAUUAUUAUUAUUAUUAUUAUUAUUUUUCUUAUUG